GUAGCGGCCGCGUCUCAAUCCGAGCUGCGCGUUUCCCCCGAGUCUAUGGGCGCAAACCCGGAGGAAGCAGCAGCAGCAGCAGUAGCAGCGAGCGAAAGCAGGAGCGCAGACGGAGAAGCGAGGGAGGAACAAACCCACACGGUCACCUCGACUCGGGCCUGAGACAUGCUGUAAUUCCCGCGGAGAGAGGGGGAGAGGGAGAGAGAGAAAUAAAGGAAAGACGCGAUUUUCGGCGGCGGCUCCGGAGAUGUGCAGCAGGACUGAGAUUGCGCCGAGACUCCGCCGCGUCUGUCCGUCUUCCCUGCGCGCUUUUCUACACGCCAUACUUCUGUGCGUUCUGCUUCUUUGAAAUGUUACACCGCGCGGCCUACAUUCAACACCACAGUGUCCCAUUCAGGAGGAGGUGCAGGAGCCACUAAAUUGUUCUGAAAGGGGAAAAGGAGAACAAACGGGGGAAGUGGCCAUGGCUGCAGCUGCCUCCUUCUUCUCCAACGGGCCCGGGCCGUGGACGCCGAGCGACACGGAGAUGAACAGCGUCUACCGAGACCUGGAGCUCGGAACCGUGCUCACGCUGUUCUACUCGAAGAAAUCUCAGAGGCCCGAGAGGAGGACGUUUCAGGUGAAGCUGGAGACGAGGCAGAUCAUAUGGACUAGAGGCACGGACAAAAUCGAAGGAGAAAUUGAUAUUCGGGAGAUUAAGGAGAUCCGGACGGGACAGAAGUCUCGGGAUUUCGAGCGUUAUGUGGAGGACUCGGCCGUCAGACCUGACCAGGCACACUGCUUCGUCAUUCUCUAUGGCACCGAGUUCCGCCUCAAAUCCCUCAGUCUGGCAGCCACGUCAGACGAGGAGAUGUCCAUGUGGGUGAAGGGUCUGAACUGGCUGGUGGCCGACACCCUGCGCUCCCCCACUCCUCUGCAGAUAGAACGGUGGUUAAGGAAGCAGUUUUAUGCUGUCGAUCGCAACAAAGAAGACAAAAUUUCGUGUAAGGAUCUGAAAAACAUGCUGAGCCAAGUCAACUACCGAGUCCCUAACAUGAAGUUUCUACGAGAGAGGCUUCCGGAUGGCGAGCUGAGGAGUGGCGACGUCUCGUAUAGUCAGUUUGCGCAGCUGUAUCGUAGCUUAAUGUUUGACGCACAGAAAUCUAUGGAUAUUCCCUUUCUUCAAAGCUUUAUCGAGAGACCCGAGCAGAGGAUCACACUGGAGGAUUUCCAGCACUUUCUAAUCGACUGUCAGAAGGAGCUCUGGGCUACAGACAAUAACAAGGUUCAGGAAUUUAUGUUUCAUUACCUGAAGGAUCCGCUGAGGGAGAUCGAGCAGCCUUACUUUUAUCAGGAUGAGUUCCUCACGUACCUGUUCUCCAAGGAGAACUCCAUCUGGGAUUCCACACUGGACCACGUGCAUCCUGAGGACAUGAACAACCCUCUGUCGCACUACUGGAUUUCCUCCUCACAUAACACCUACCUGACGGGAGACCAGUUUUCCAGCGAGUCAUCUCUGGAGGCGUACGCCCGCUGCCUGAGGAUGGGCUGCAGAUGCAUCGAGUUGGACUGCUGGGACGGUCCUGAUGGGAUGCCGGUCAUCUAUCAUGGCCACACGCUCACCACCAAGAUCAAGUUCUGUGACGUUCUCAUGACCAUCAAAGAGCACGCCUUCGUCACGUCCGAAUUUCCCAUAAUCCUCUCCAUCGAGGACCACUGCAGCAUCGUGCAGCAGAGGAACAUGGCGAUGUUCUUUAAGAAGGUCUUCGGGGAGAUGCUCCUGACGAAAGCAGUGGACAUCUCUGCAGACGGACUUCCGUCACCCAAUCAGCUCAAGAGGAAGAUUCUGAUCAAGCACAAGAAGUUGGCAGAAGGAAGCGCGUAUGAGGAGGUUUCCACGUCCACGCCGUACUCGGAAAACGACAUCAGCAACUCCAUCCGGAACGGCAUCUUGUUCCUGGAGGACCCCAUCAACCACGAGUGGUACCCGCACUUCUUCGUCCUGACGAGCAGUAAGAUCUACUACUCGGAGGAAACCAGCAGUAUCCAAGGCAACGAGGAUGAGGAGGAACACCGCGAGGUCGGGAAUGGCAUGGAUCAGCACGUCAGCGAGAAGUGGUUCCACGGGAAGCUGGGCGCGGGCCGGGAUGGCCGUCAGAUCGCCGAGCGCCUCCUCUCGGAGUACUGCCUGGAGACCGGCGCUCCGGACGGGUCGUUCCUGGUGCGGGAGAGCGAGACGUUUGUGGGAGACUACACUUUAUCUUUCUGGCGUUCAGGUCGGGUUCAGCACUGUAGGAUUCACUCUCGGCAGGAAGCCGGCAGUCCCAAAUUCUACCUGACGGACAACCUGGUGUUCGACACGCUCUUCGCCCUCAUCACACACUACCAGCAGGUGGCGCUGCGCUGCAACGAGUUCGAGAUGAAGCUGACGGAGCCCGUGCCUCAGACCAACGCCCACGAGAGCAAAGAGUGGUAUCACGCGUGUCUGACCCGGAGCCAGGCGGAGAACAUGCUGAUGAGGGUGCCGCGUGAUGGAGCCUUCCUCGUGAGGAAGAGGACGGAGUUAAAUUCCUACGCCAUCUCCUUCCGAGCCGAGGGGAAGAUUAAACACUGUCGGGUGCAGCAGGAGGGACAGACGGUUGUUCUCGGGACGUCAGAGUUUGACAGUUUGGUGGAUUUGAUCAGUUACUAUGAGAAACACCCGCUGUACCGCAAGAUGAAGCUGCGUUACCCCAUCAACGAGGAGACACUGGAGAAGAUCGGCACUGCUGAACCGGACUACGGUUCUCUGUAUGAGGGACGGAACCCGGGGUUCUAUGUGGAAGCCAAUCAAAUGCCUACAUUUAAGUGCACUGUGAGAGCGAUGUUCGAGUAUAAGGCUCAGCGUGAUGACGAGCUCUCCUUCAGUAAAAACGCCAUCAUUCAGAACGUAGACAAACAGGAAGGAGGCUGGUGGAAAGGUGACUUUGGGGGAAAGAAGCAGCUGUGGUUUCCUGCUAAUUAUGUCGAAGAGAUCAGUCAUACAGCACUGGAACCGGACAGAGGCGCGGCGGAGAACAGCCCACUGGGAGACCUCCUGAGAGGAAGUGUGGACGUGUCUUCCUGUCAGAUCGUGGUAAGGCCUGAUGGGAAAGGCAGUCGGCCCCACGUGUUCUCUUUAGUCCCCAUGGGUUCUCCACGCUCUGGCACCGUCCUGGACGUCGCUGCCAGCUCUCAGGAGGAGCUGAAGGACUGGGUGCAGAAAAUCCGUGAGGUCACCAUGACGUCAGAGGCCAAGCUGGAAGAAGGGAAGAUGAUGGAGAGGAGGAAGAAGAUCGCACUGGAGCUCUCGGACCUGGUGGUGUACUGCCGUCCCGUCCCGUUCGACGAAGACAAAAUCGGGACGGAGAGAGCGUGUUUCAGGGACAUGUCCUCGUUCCCGGAGACCAAAGCUGAGAAAUAUGUCAACCGGGUGAAAGGGAAGAAGUUCCUGCAGUACAAUCGUCUUCAGCUGUCGCGUAUUUACCCGCGCGGCCAGCGCCUGGACUCCUCCAACUACGACCCCUUACCCAUGUGGCUUUGCGGCAGCCAGCUGGUGGCGCUCAACUUUCAGACAGCAGAUAAGCCCAUGCAGAUGAACCAGGCCCUGUUUAUGCUGAACGGGAAGAGCGGUUACGUCCUGCAGCCGUCCAUCAUGAGAGACGAUAACUUCGACCCUUUCGACAGACACACGCUGAGGGGAGUGGAGCUCGUCACUCUGGUCAUAGAGGUGUUGGGUGCACGACACUUACCUAAGCACGGGCGGGGCAUCGUGUGUCCUCUGAUCGAGAUCGAGGUUUGUGGAGCUGAAUACGACUGCAUCAAGCAGAAGACUGACUCUGAGGCGGAUAACGGUCUGAACCCCACGUGGCCCCGGAAGCCGUUCCGCUUCACGGUGUGUAACCCCACGUUCUCCUUCCUGCGCUUCGUGGUGUACGAGAUCGACAUGUUCAACGACCAGAACUUUCUGGCUCAGGCCACCUUCCCCAUCAGCUGCCUCAAAGCAGGCUACAGGGCCGUGCCGCUGAAGAACAGCUAUAACGAGGAUCUGGAGUUAGCAUCGCUGCUCGUGCAUGUGGAUGUCAGCAGAGGCAGACUCGAGAACGGAGAGACGUUGAGUCCGUUCCUCGGAGCGAUGGGUGUGAUGACGACAGGGAGGGAUCGUUUAGGGGACAGUGUGUCCUCCCUGUCCUCCAUGUCUCCUCUCCCCUCGUCCCCGGCUCAGGCUCUGGGGUACCGGGGACGCGAGGGAUCGUUCGAGUCUCGAUACCAGUCACCGCUGGACGACUUCCGAGUGUCGCAGGAAGCGCUACUGGACCACAUGGACCCACAGAACCGGUCCAGGUUGAUGCGAAGAGCCCGAGUAGGCGGAGACAAUCGUGUGUAGCCUCUCCACCCCCAACAACCACACCCCCCCUCCAAACACACACACACACGCGCACACACACAUACAUACACACACACACGGCCACCCAGGGUCUGGCUCAAGUGCUGAUGAUGUCAUGGACUGCUGUGAAACCUGUUUCUAUGGAAACGUUGUCGCCAGCGCUUUUGGCCUACAUUUCAGGCAGAACUCCCACCUCUCUCUCUCUCUCUCUCUCUCUCUCUCUAUAUAUAUCUCUCUCUGGAGACUGUGUGAGAUGAAGACGGUGGGAGGGACGCACGGGGGUCAUGCGGCGUAACGAGACACCGUCUGAGUGGCGUGCGCAUGCGCGGGAUGUUCAGUAGCACGAAGGACUGAAGAAACGUCGACACCUGGGACGGGAUUGUGUUUAAAACUACUUUUAUUUUUUUCCCAUCCCUUCAAUCUCUCUCUCUCUCUCUCUCUCUCUCUCUCUCUCUCUCUCUCUCUGGCAUAUAGAAAUAUAUAGGUCUAUAUAUAAAUAUAUUAUAUUUAUUCCGGCUCUGCUGUGUACCGGAGAACAGCUGCAGCUGAUCUGCUCUCAAAGAGCUUCUCUCCCCGUGUUUGUAUUAUUUAAAACGCAAAUUUUUAACUACCAUAAUGUGAUUCUUUUUUUUCUUUUCUUUUCUUUUCUUCCCUUUUUUAAUUAACGUGCGUGUUUAACACAAGGGCUUGGCUCCCCCCCCCCCCGUUUUUUCGUGCUCUCUUUCGUCCUCUCACAGACUGAAGCGUCCACGUUUCCCCCAGCACGUCAUCACCAUGUUUUUCUUUCUUUCUUUCCGAACCCCCCGCCCCCCACCCCCGAGUCGAGCGGAAAUCCAGGCAGCCGUAAAGCACGGAGCUCAGGAAGAAGCCCCGGCCUGUUUUUCUUGGAUUCUGGCAGGCUUCAGAAAAACGGGACCGGGCAGAGGCUUUUUAAUUAAUAUAUAUUUUUAUUGUUUUUUUUUCUUUUUCUUCUUCUUCUUGAUUUUAUCGACCUAUCAUCCUUCUUUUUGUUACGUUAUCAGUGUUGGAUCAUUUUUGCUCUUUUUAAAAACAAGAAAGAGGGACCAGAACGCUAAAAAGGAAACGGUGCCAUGUUGUACGUUAACCUCGUUGCUCGCCAAUCUGCUCGCGUUUCGUGUUUAGACGUGUUUUGUUUUUUUGGACGAAGAAAAAGUUCCAUCAUUUCAGCUCUGUUUAUUAUUAUUAUUAUUAUUAUUAUUAUUAUUAUUUUAAAUAAUCAUUGUGUAUUUUUUAAAAAAAUGUGUUUUAUUUCCAUUCGACUCGUUUGUUGCGUUCACGAGAGUCCGUUUCUACUUCUGAUGCGACAGCUCGCGUCUAAAAGCGAUCCCCGUCUGAUCCGAUUCGCCGUUACGUUUCAUACCGUAAACGCUCUUCAGACUGGUGAACUUUCCAAAAUGCUGCGUUUCUAGAUCUAUGCUGUUGAGCUUUCUGGCCCAGAAAUAAGCCCCGCCCCUUCCCACCCUCUUCCCCAAACCAACUAGUCGUCUGUUGAAUUGAAGGAACGUUAAAUUCGGAUCAUUUCAGGUGUGAUUCGACUCGCAGGUGCUAGAGGGCUGUGAAUAAUUACGAACUGCUCCUUUAAACCACGACCACGUAACUAAUCGAUGACAUAACCGGCGCUAAAAUAUAAACAUGGACUCUUUAAGAAUUAGUAUGGACACGUGUUUUUUCCCUGGUUUCUGGACAGCUGUAGUUCAGCGGUUAAGGUUCUGGCCCGGACUGUGAACGAUCGCGUAGUGCAAAAUACGCUGAUUGCCGCUUUAAGCAUUUUUUUUAGUGAGCCAUGUGUUUUUAAAGCAAGGACCGAAUCCUAAAGCAAGGACCGAAUUAAUAACGUUAUUAACGCAACAACAGUGCUAGGAACGAUGGGAUACGUUUCGAUUGAACGCGGCACUACUGACCAUUCCUUCUUAAUUAGAAAGAAGCAGGAAGGGGGCGGAGCUGUGAUCAUAUACGUUUGUUUUGGAGCGGUCAGAAAACAGGAAGUGCGUAAUAUUAAUAAUAAUAAUAAUGUAAAAUUUCACAUUUGUUCCAGCCAUGUUUUAUGUUUGGAGUUCUGGAUUCCAUCUCUCCAAGCGCUCACACAAUCCCCAAUUCCAGACGAAACGUGCGCUUCCUGCCCGAGCGCCCGAGUCGCCAUCUUGUUUUUGAUAAAACUCUGCGCUGUGUAAAUCUCUUCCUGCUUCCCUCUCCCUCGCUAGCUCUCUCUCGCUUUUCCCUUGCGUGUGCGUUGUGUGAGAGAGUGUGUACAUAUAUAUACAUAUUUAUACAUUAACGACAGACGGACAUGUACGCUUCAUUUCAGACAUUUUGUUACGAUGCUCUUAUUUACAAAACGAAGCCUUCUUUUCUGUAAUGUGCCUAUGCUAUAUUGAGAAAGGGAACGGAGGGGUAUUGCAUUUUAAUUUUGCCUUUCAUAUGGAACAUAUUCAAGCCUGAUUAAAUAAUUAAAUAAAGUAUUCAACAAUGA
Ictalurus punctatus (channel catfish) is the source of this 6875-nucleotide messenger RNA. RefSeq names its product phospholipase C, gamma 1 (gene plcg1). Gene Ontology annotation, molecular function: phosphatidylinositol-4,5-bisphosphate phospholipase C activity; calcium ion binding; protein binding. The coding region runs from base 464 to 4384 and encodes 1306 amino acids. The transcript has 34 exons. Gene Ontology annotation, biological process: phospholipid catabolic process; positive regulation of epithelial cell migration; phosphatidylinositol-mediated signaling. The record is from RefSeq and is a predicted model, not a curated record. NCBI's taxonomy places the organism in Eukaryota, Metazoa, Chordata, Actinopteri, Siluriformes, Ictaluridae.